This is a messenger RNA of Aedes aegypti (yellow fever mosquito), 941 nucleotides long. RefSeq names its product trypsin 5G1-like. The coding region runs from base 53 to 859 and encodes 268 amino acids. The transcript has a single exon. Gene Ontology annotation, biological process: proteolysis. Gene Ontology annotation, molecular function: serine-type endopeptidase activity. The record is from RefSeq and is a predicted model, not a curated record. Lineage: Eukaryota; Metazoa; Arthropoda; Insecta; Diptera; Culicidae.
UGUCCAAUGCACAGUUCAACCCUAUUCUUCAACCUACCUAACACAGCCAAUCAUGGCCUCCCUGUUCACAGUUCUAGCAGUUGCUAGCGUUCUGGCGAUCACCAGUCAGGCACUUCCGAGCCGUCCACAUCAUUUGCGUUCGUGGUCUAACCCCUUCCUGCGUUCAUCGGGUCGUAUCGUCGGCGGUUACGAAGUGGACAUUGCUGACGUUCCGUUCCAAAUAUCGUUACAGCAUGGUUUUGGACAUUUCUGCGGAGGAUCCAUCAUCAGCCCCAAAUGGGUGCUGACGGCUGCGCAUUGCGCCGCUACUAGCGAAGAUCCACAGAUGAACAUACGCGUAGGAUCUACUCUGCAUACCCAAGGUGGUCAGUUAGUAGCAGUCAAACGUGUCGUUCAACACCCGGAGUUCGACUUCGCGACUAUUGAUUACGAUUUUGCGCUGUUGGAACUGGAUGAGGAAUUGCAACUGGAUGACGGUUUCUACGCUGUCGAGUUGCCGGAACAGGACGAGUCGGUCGAGGAUGGAUCGUGCCUACAGGUUUCCGGAUGGGGUAACACCCAGAGCGCUACGGAGUCCGGUGUGGAACUGAGAGCCGCCUAUGUUCCCGCAGUCAACCAGGAAAAGUGCGUAGAGGCUUACAGUUCGUUUGGACUAGUGACCCCAAGGAUGUUGUGCGCUGGUUUUGACAAGGGAGGCAAGGACGCUUGCCAGGGAGAUUCCGGUGGCCCGUUGGUUGAGGGAUCCAAGCUGGUCGGUGUGGUUUCCUGGGGUAAGGGUUGUGCCGAGGAAGGAUAUCCAGGAGUGUACUCUCGCGUGGCAGCCGUCCGCGAAUGGAUCAAGGAAACCAGUGGAGUGUAGGCUAUGGUUGAUGUGGUUUAAAACAGUGUUUUAUAAUAAAACAGAUGAAUACAAAAUAUAUGACUCACCAUUCAAAACAUUA